GCUUGGUGAGUGCCGCUACUUCGGUGGGGGUCACCUAGUGCUUCGCGCUCCUCCCUUUCUCCGCCUUCUCCUCCGCCUCCACCUCCGCCUCCGCCGCUGCCUCGUAGUCACUGUCCGGAUGCUCCGCUGGGCUCUCGGUGUAUAUUCAAUUUGAUGAAUGACAGCAGCACUUUUCAACAAAAAAAUACUUCAAAAAUGGCAGAACUCUUCAUGGAAUGUGAAGAAGAAGAGCUGGAACCGUGGCAGAAGAAAAUAGAAGUGAGUCAGAAAAAAGAUGAUGAUGAUGAUGAUCUCAUCUUUGUUGGUGAGAUAUUGAGUUCAAGACCAGCCAUUUCAAAUAUCUUAAACAGAGGUAACCCUGGAUCAUCUUCGAGGGGAAUAAAGAAUGAGGCACUCAAUUCAGCUCUUCCUCCUAUAUUCAAGGCUACAAAUCAACACUACAUAAAUCCAUCAUAUCCAGUGGCUGCCUUGUCUCGAUUUCAUACUGAAUCUGCAUCUUCACAGAGUUCUAUUGUUCAGAAUAUAUCUAAACCUGGUUUUUCAAAGAUUUCAUCUCAAGUUGGUUCAGAUGCUUCUUCACUUUUACUGUUUGAUUCAACCAAGGAUACACUGCCCUCAGGCAUACCGAAAACAAGUACAGGUAUUCAUCAAACUUUAUUUGGAGUAAAACAUUCUUCUGCAUCUAAUGUAAGCAAUGAUAAUCUGAAAAUGCCAAAGACCAAUGAAAGUGUUCCUAAAGCAAGUCCCUCCUCGUCAUCAUUUUUAAGUAAGCCUUACUCAGAGGCAUCUUCCCAGGUUAUUGUAUCAACAAAUCCAAAUACCUCAUCAACCCAAUCUAAAAGUGGAACACCUUCACAAAGAUCUUGCCCAAAGUGCAAUAUAAAGUUCACUUUUUUGGAUCAUUUGAAAUGCCACAUGAAGUAUUGUUGCCCAAACAGAAUAAAUAACUUAUUGGAAACUCUUAAAGCAGAACUUGCUAGUGAUGAAAACAUCAGUAACAUUGGUUCAGAGACAGGAAAAUUGAUUAUGCUAGUUAGUGACUUUUAUUAUGGAAGACAUGAAGGUGCUACUGAUGAAGAACCGAAGACUUAUGCAACUUUUAAAUGCUUCAGUUGCUCGAAAGUUCUUAAAAAUAAUAUUAGGUUUAUGAACCACAUGAAACACCAUCUAGAACUUGAGAAGCAGAACAGUGAGAGCUGGGAAAACCAUACUACUUGCCAGCAUUGCUACCGGCAGUAUCCCACACCCUUCCAGCUGCAGUGCCACAUUGAGAGUACACACACUCCCCAUGACUUCUCUACUAUUUGCAAAAUCUGUGAAUUGUCAUUUGAAGGAGAGCAUAUUCUUUUACAGCAUAUGAAAGAUACUCACAAGCCUGGUGAAAUGCCAUAUAUUUGCCAGGUUUGCCAAUUUAGAUCAUCCAUAUUUUCUGAUGUAGAAACUCAUUUUAGAGCAUCCCAUGAAAACACUAAGUUCUUGCUGUGUCCAUUUUGCCUGAAAGUUAAUAGAAUGGCAGCCCCCUACAUGAAUCAUUACAUGAAACAUCAGAAAAAAGGAAUUUAUCGUUGUACAAAAUGCAGACUACAAUUUUUGACUUGCAAGGAGAAAAUUGAACACAAGACACAGCAUCGUACAUUUAUAAAGCCUAAGGAACUGGAAGGAUUGCCAUCAGGAACAAAAGUUACUAUUCGAGCUUCGUUAGGACCUGUUGAUUCACAGUCAGCAAGUACACCUACUAGUGGUGCUACGAGUACUACUAUUCUCCAGGCCUCACCACCACGGCCGAAAGAGAAAACUGCUAAAAAUCCCUCUAACACGUUUUCAAAUAAAACUAAGACACAUACGACUCAUACAACUCUAUCCACUACAAGCAAACCUAAAACACUUGAGCCAAGUACAGGUGCAUCUAAAUUCAAUGCCAACCUCUCUCCCAAGCAAAAAAAACAAUGCAACAAGAAUAACAAAAUCGACCUAGCUUUGAAGAACUUAAGGUGUCACCAGGGAAUUCACAAAUGUAUUGAGUGUAAUUCCAAGAUAAAAGAUUUUGCAAGCCAUUUUCCUAGAUAUGUCGGUUGUAACUUUUGCAAGUAUUAUACUAGCUGUAACAAAGCCUUUGUCAAUCAUAUGAUGAGUGCUCAUAGUAAUACCCCAAGUAAAUUUCAUAUUUUUAAGAAGAAUUCAAGAGCCUUAAGGGGCAUCACUCUAGUGUGCCUUAAAUGUGAUUUCUUAGCCAACUCUUCUGGCUUGGACCGUAUGGCUAAACACUUAAAUCACCGUAAAACUCAUACUUGCCAAGUUAUAAUAGAGAAUGUGUCUGAAUGUACCUCAACUUCUAAAUACCCUUCUGACUGCUUGUUGAAAUAGAUCCCUGCUCUAUGGAGCUCGUGCAACCUGGUGCAAGACAAGUUGGAAUUUCCUAAGUUCAAAGUUCUGAAGUGUUUUCUUACACAAAAGCAAUUUCCUAAGUUCAAAGUCCUGAAGUGUUUUCUCACAUGAAGGCAAUUAAAAUUCACAGCACUAGCUUUCAUUAUUCAGUUCUUUACAGCUUUCAGGUGGCACUAGAUUCUUAUUCCACCUUAUCUUUGAAUCAGGUUAACAUAUCUGAGUCAGGUUAACAUAUCUUUUGUCUCUUGAAAUAGUUUGUGUUUUUCUCUGCUUACUUGCCUUCAGAAUAUUUCAUUUCAAAUAAUAUGGUUGUUCGCCUUUUGUCUGUUUUGUCUGCUUAAUUUCUUACAAAUUUCACAUUUUAGGUCAGAUAGUUGUUGUUCUCUCAUUCCUUGUCUGUCCUUGUUCUAUUUUUCAGAUGCAGAAGCAACACUGAAAUUUCAAAAAUGUCCAGUGUACUCCUGGACAGUGUCCUCCUUCGAUGGACACAACUGAUGCCUGUUAUCUCUUUCCAAGGAAUAUGAGUUAUUUGACUGUGAAACCUCUUCUAGUUUGUGGCCUUAAGAAUUUACCAAUUCUUGGGGAGAUCCUUUCCUACAUGACUGGUAUCCCAUAAGGCUGGUGCUAAUUUGGCCAGAGAAGACCUCAAGGUCUACCAAAUUGAGCACAACUUCUCAUUUAGAGACUUUAGUUGGUGAAUUUAAGCUUGUGAGUUGAUUUUAACCAAGAGCCUAUCAAAUUAGUGAUUCAACAUCCAAGUUCAAACUUUACUCAUUCUAUGUCCCUUUAAUCUCCCUCUAGUAUGCAUGCAGUCUAAGGAAUAUAAACAUCCUGAUUGUAUAAUAAACCAAGAUUACUUUCAUGUUCUUGGAAAAACAGACUUCUAAACUUAUAAUUCCAAAGUAGCAGUUAUUUAUAUUGUCAUAUCCAGUACUAAUAUCAGGAGUCUUCACCAAUACUAGUAUUUAGAUUUUAUUUUUUUUAGAAAUCAUUAAAAUUUGAUAGCUUGGGUUUUCUUCACUAAAUUUGUUGAUGUCCAUUUUGUUAUGUCUACUUUUCUUCUUAAAGCUUUUGGGUUUUUUGUUGUUUUUGUUAAGGACCCUUAAAAUUUUUUUUCAAAUUCUCUACAUGUUUUAUGUAACUACCUUUUGGUAGUUUUUAAACCAGAUACUUGCUCAGACCAUUAGCUACUACAUACUCUGUUUAUCUUGGGCCUAAUAUUAACAUCUUAGGUAAAAUAAGUUCAAAGACAAAAAAUUGGCAAAUUUUCCUUUACGUAUUGUAAAGCAAGUUUGAAAAUAUAUUGUUAUCCAUCUACAAUGCAAUCUCUUCUUAGCCAUAAAUGUAACUUCUUUGGAUAAAGAUAAUAUAUUCAAAAAUAUUGGGACCAAAAAUGCACUUGU
Messenger RNA from Jaculus jaculus (lesser Egyptian jerboa), 3788 nucleotides. RefSeq names its product zinc finger protein 280C (gene Znf280c). Gene Ontology annotation, biological process: regulation of DNA-templated transcription. Gene Ontology annotation, molecular function: RNA polymerase II cis-regulatory region sequence-specific DNA binding; DNA-binding transcription factor activity, RNA polymerase II-specific. The transcript has 19 exons. The record is from RefSeq and is a predicted model, not a curated record. The coding region runs from base 154 to 2364 and encodes 736 amino acids. NCBI's taxonomy places the organism in Eukaryota, Metazoa, Chordata, Mammalia, Rodentia, Dipodidae.